UGCACAAUGGUGGACACAAGUGCGAGCUUCUUGUGUUCGAUAGCGUCCCGGCUGCACGAGAAACUGGAGCACAAGUCGAAGCUACUCACUCGCGCUACUUGCACGCUCCGCUGUGUCGGUGGUCUCACUAUUGCGCAGUGGAUCAGAUUUUUUUUUUUUAUUUGAAUCGGCACGUGAGUGUUGAUAGGGGUCUGUAGUUUUGUCUUUUACAGAUUCAUGCACUCUGUGGUCCAGCUGUACAUGAUGCGUCGGAUGUGUGGGCGACGUCGUCGCUCUCGCUUCGUCCUCAAGGUGUCAGUCGCCUGCAUGAUUGCCGUCACCUUCUUCAUCCUUUGGACGAGCGUCUGGUCCGCAAACCGGUCGUCGUACGCCUCUAAGAAGCGAGGCAUCCAUGACAGGCGCCAUUCCACUGUAUCCGAAGACACCUCAAAACUGCCACGUCCGCACCACGACGACGUCUACGAUGCCCUCAUCACACCACAUCCAGGCAUUGACGGCGAUCCGGACGAGGUCGUAGAAGAGGACGCCGAAGAGCUACAGUUCAUGGCCAGGUUCCGCAAAUACUGGGGCUCCGGGGGCCAAGGAGUGUACCUGGGCGGCGCCGAGAAGAAAGAGGCCGACGCGCAGUUCAGCAAGGCCGGCUUCAACGUCUACGUGAGCGACCGCAUUCCUCUGAACCGGUCCCUGGCCGAUCUGAGACCCCUUCCUUGCCAAGCUCUAAGAUUCCCGAAGGACCUGCCGUCCGUCAGCGUGGUCAUCACCUUCUACAACGAGAUAUUGUCGGCGCUUCUCCGAACCGUCUACAGCGUGGUGAACCGCAGUCCCAGGAGGAUCCUCAGGGAGGUCAUCCUGGUGGACGACUUCAGCGACCUUCCUGAGGUCAAGGGACAGUUGUACCGGUUCCUCAAGAGGCACUUCCGACCGGGGUUCGUGAAGCUCCUGCGGCUGCCCCGCAGAGAAGGACUGAUUCGGGCUCGGCUCGUGGGUGCCAAAGAGGCAGCCGGACAUGUGCUCGUGUUCCUCGACUCGCACUGCGAGGCGACGCGCCAGUGGCUGGAACCUCUGGUGACCGCGGUCAACGAUGACCCAACCACGGUCGCCAGCCCUAUCAUUACCAUCAUCGACGGGAAUACUUUCUCCCACGAGGGGAAGGACAUGGGGUUCCUGCCGCUGGGGAGUUUCGAGUGGAACGGCGACUUCACCUGGAUCCAUCCGCCGCCCGGCUGGCGGAGUCCCGAUCAGACGACGCCCGUGCGAAGCCCCACCAUCGCGGGAGGACUGUUCGCCGUGGACAGGACCUACUUCUUCCAGAUGGGCGGCUACGACCCCGGCAUGAACGGCUGGGGCGGAGAGAACCUCGAGCUCUCUUUCCGCAUCUGGAUGUGCGGAGGCCGCCUCGUGGUCGUGCCCUGCUCGCAGGUGGGCCACGUGUUCCGAACCGACCGACCGUACACGAUCCCCAACGAGACGGACAGCCACGCCCGGAACACCAAGCGGGCCGCCGAGGUCUGGAUGGACGAGUACAAGGAGAUCUUCUACAAAGAGAAGCCCGUCAUGCAAACCAUAGACGCCGGCGACGUGUCUGAGCGGAGGGCCCUCCGGGGCCGACUGGACUGCCACUCCUUCAAGUGGUACCUGGAUAACGUGUACCCGGGUUGGGUACCGCCCCUGGACACGCCUCAGUCCGGCGACGUGGGCGCUCCGGCUUGAACCCUUUCUUUGGGGCGCGUUCUUGUGUUCCACGAGCAAAGAAAGUUCGCGCCACCGAGUGACACUGAUGAUAAUCUGAUGACAUUUGAGCCAUUUUGAGAUUGUCAA
Molecule: messenger RNA, 1818 nt
Organism: Ixodes scapularis (black-legged tick)
Lineage: Eukaryota; Metazoa; Arthropoda; Arachnida; Ixodida; Ixodidae
Product: polypeptide N-acetylgalactosaminyltransferase 11
Exons: 3
Coding region: 217-1710 (497 amino acids)
Cellular component (GO): Golgi apparatus
Source: RefSeq, a predicted model, not a curated record